Molecule: messenger RNA, 2079 nt
Organism: Procambarus clarkii (red swamp crayfish)
Lineage: Eukaryota; Metazoa; Arthropoda; Malacostraca; Decapoda; Cambaridae
Source: RefSeq, a predicted model, not a curated record
AUGAGGAAAGAUCUGAGGUGCAUGAGGAUAGAUCUGAGGUGCAUGAGGAUAGAUCUGAGGUGCAUGAGGAAAGAUCUGAGGUGCAUGAGGAUAGAUCUGAGGUGCAUGAGGAUAGAUCUGAGGUGCAUGAGGAAAGAUCUGAGGUGCAUGAGGAAAGAUCUGAGGUGCAUGAGGAUAGAUCUGAGGUGCAUGAGGAAAGAUCUGAGGUGCAUGAGGAUAGAUCCGAGGUGCAUGAGGAUAGAUCUGAGGUGCAUGAGGAUAGAUCUGAGGUGCAUGAGGAUAGAUCUGAGGUGCAUGAGGAUAGAUCUGAGGUGCAUGAGGAAAGAUCUGAGGUGCAUGAGGAAAGAUCCUGAGGUGUAUGAGGAUAGAUCUGAGGUGCAUGAGGAAAGAUCUGAGGUGCACGAGGAUAGAUCUGAGGUGCAUGAGGAAAGAUCUGAGGUGCAUGAGGAAAGAUCUGAGGUGCACGAGGAAAGAUCUGAGGUGCACGAGGAAAGAUCUGAGGUGCACGAGGAAAGAUCUGAGGUGCACGAGGAAAGAUCUGAGGUGCAUGAGGAUAGAUCUGAGGUGCAUGAGGAAAGAUCUGAGGUGCAUGAGGAAAGAUCUGAGGUGCACGAGGAAAGAUCUAAGGUGCACGAGGAUAGAUCUGAGGUGCACGAGGAAAGAUCUGAGGUGCAUGAGGAAAGAUCUGAGGUGCACGAGGAUAGAUCUGAGGUGCACGAGGAAAGAUCUGAGGUGCAUGAGGAAAGAUCUGAGGUGCAUGAGGAUAGAUCUGAGGUGCAUGAGGAUAGAUCUGAGGUGCAUGAGGAAAGAUCUGAGGUGCAUGAGGAUAGAUCUGAGGUGCAUGAGGAUAGAUCUGAGGUGCAUGAGGAAAGAUCUGAGGUGCAUGAGGAAAGAUCUGAGGUGCAUGAGGAUAGAUCUGAGGUGCAUGAGGAAAGAUCUGAGGUGCAUGAGGAUAGAUCUGAGGUGCAUGAGGAUAGAUCUGAGGUGCAUGAGGAUAGAUCUGAGGUGCAUGAGGAUAGAUCUGAGGUGCAUGAGGAUAGAUCUGAGGUGCAUGAGGAUAGAUCUGAGGAUAGAUCUGAGGUGCAUGAGGAAAGAUCUGAGGUGCAUGAGGAAAGAUCUGAGGUGUAUGAGGAUAGAUCUGAGGUGCACGAGGAUAGAUCUGAGGUGCAUGAGGAAAGAUCUGAGGUGCAUGAGGAUAGAUCUGAGGUGCAUGAGGAAAGAUCUGAGGUGCACGAGGAUAGAUCUGAGGUGCAUGAGGAAAGAUCUGAGGUGCACAAGGAUAGAUCUGAGGUGCAUGAGGAAAGAUCUGAGGUGCACGAGGAUAGAUCUGAGGUGCAUGAGGAAAGAUCUGAGGUGUAUGAGGAUAGAUCUGAGGUGCACGAGGAUAGAUCUGAGGUGCAUGAGGAAAGAUCUGAGGUGCACGAGGAUAGAUCUGAGGUGCAUGAGGAAAGAUCUGAGGUGCAUGAGGAAAGAUCUGAGGUGCAUGAGGAAAGAUCUGAGGUGCACGAGGAAAGAUCUGAGGUGCAUGAGGAAAGAUCUGAGGUGCACGAGGAAAGAUCUGAGGUGCACGAGGAAAGAUCUGAGGUGCACGAGGAAAGAUCUGAGGUGCAUGAGGAAAGAUCUGAGGUGCAUGAGGAAAGAUCUGAGGUGCACGAGGAAAGAUCUGAGGUGCACGAGGAAAGAUCUGAGGUGCAUGAGGAAAGAUCUGAGGUGCACGAGGAAAGAUCUGAGGUGCACGAGGAAAGAUCUGAGGUGCACGAGGAAAGAUCUGAGGUGCAUGAGGAAAGAUCUGAGGUGCAUGAGGAUAGAUCUGAGGUGCACGAGGAAAGAUCUGAGGUGCACGAGGAAAGAUCUGAGGUGCAUGAGGAAAGAUCUGAGGUGCAUGAGGAAAGAUCUGAGGUGCACGAGGAAAGAUCUGAGGUGCACGAGGAUAGAUCUGAGGUGCAUGAGGAAAGAUCUGAGGUGCACAAGGAUAGAUCUGAGGUGCAUGAGGAAAGAUCUGAGGUGCACGAGGAAAGAUCUGAGGUGCGCCUCAGUGGUUACUUCAUAGGUUUUCCUAGUGUCAGACUUCUUAGCUAG